Siniperca chuatsi (mandarin fish) is the source of this 3061-nucleotide messenger RNA. RefSeq names its product NOP2/Sun RNA methyltransferase 4 (gene nsun4). The record is from RefSeq and is a predicted model, not a curated record. The coding region runs from base 1 to 1269 and encodes 422 amino acids. Gene Ontology annotation, molecular function: methyltransferase activity. Gene Ontology annotation, cellular component: mitochondrial large ribosomal subunit. The transcript has 8 exons. Gene Ontology annotation, biological process: rRNA methylation. Lineage: Eukaryota; Metazoa; Chordata; Actinopteri; Centrarchiformes; Sinipercidae.
AUGCGUGCGGAACCUUUGUUUUGGCUGUCGGAGGCAGACGGACAAAAGAAACUGUCGCACGACAUGAUGGCACUGUUCUUGGAUACCAGACUUCUACUAAGAAAAGUGAAAGAUUUAAGAUUUUUAACGCCAAGACGAAACCGAGUGAAAGAAAAAUGGGCUGCCACGCGCACCAAGCACCCUCCCACCAGUCUCGCCCUGCAGCACUUUGAUGCCACCUACAGCGUCCAGUUGGGGCGGCUGUGGCCAUCAGUCCGAGCCGCCCUGCUGUCAGAGAGGAAAUACGGAGCCCUGCACAAUAAUUUCUCCCACGAUGCUGUUCUGGCAGACUUGAAAGCCCAGGGAUGCAGAGACUUCAUCAGUGACACAGAUCCAGAGGCUCAGCCAUGCUUGGAGAAAGAAUCUGAGGUUGCUGCUGAGGAGGAAUCCAGCGGUGUUUCUAUGAAGAAAUCUGACACUGAUGGUCAGCAGCUCUCUCCUCUACAGCUUAGUCCUCACAUCAAGUGCUUCGUGUUUCCAAGAGGGGACAUCACAAGAUUCAAGCCUGCUAGACCAGACAUGUGCGGGUUGUUGGGUUACUACCUGAUGGACGCAGCGUCUGUGCUGCCUUGUCUCGCACUGGAUGUUCAAGAAGGUCACAAUGUGCUUGACCUCUGUGCUGCUCCAGGAGGCAAGACCCUGGCUUUACUUCAGACCCAGUCUAUAAGUUUUUUGUGCGUCAACGACACCUCUGUGUCUCGGACAUUGCGACUGAGGAAGGUCCUCCACAGCUACGUUCCUAAGCAGUUUUUGACAGACGAGAAACUACGCAUCACCUCCUUUGAUGGCACCAAGUGGGGGGAAAUCGAAAGGAACACUUUCGACAGAGUCCUUGUUGACGUCCCCUGCACCACAGACAGACAUUCACUCAUGGAGGACGACAACAAUAUAUUCAGUAAGAGCAGGACCGGUGAGAGACGAAGGCUUCCACAGCUACAGCUGGAGCUGCUGCUGGCGGGAAUCGUAGCAGCUUGUCCAGGUGGGGAGAUCCUUUACUCCACCUGCACACUUUCUCAAAUCCAGAACCUGAGUGUGGUGGAACAGGCCAUCUACUUGGCUCGAGAGAACCAUGGCAUCCACCUUCAGGUCGUUGAUCUGCGAUCCCUCACACACAUGUUUAGGAAAACCUUUCACUUCGCUCCCGACCUCCACCUGGGUGAGAUGGUCAUCCCACACUUAGCCGCUAACUUUGGCCCCAUCUACAUGUGCAAGCUAAGGAGGCUUACAUAGACUGUGGACUGGUGGACAGCUUUGCCUAAAAGCUUGGUGAGAUUUGAAUGACUGUGUCACUGCUUUAUGGACUAAUGAGGUGAUCCUCUUGACUCUUCAGCUUCAUACUCAUCUGUAUGUAUAAACUGUAGCUGUUGAAGGAGAACUUUUCAUCAUGGUGGUGGACUGUUGAAACACGAGACUACAGUUGGUUAAAUGUGACUGAUUUCAACCUCAGAAAACACAAAGAAUCCAGUGGAAGGACCUGGACCACGACAUUAUAAUUGUGGACAGCAGUGAACUACAGAUAUAUAUAUAUAUAUAUAUAUAUAUAUAUAUAUAUAUAAUUUUAUAUUUUUUAAUUUUAAUAAUAUAUAUAAUUUUUUUAUGGAGACCUUUGGACUCUGGUGAAUCAACAGGAAAGCCAAAUUCAAUUUAGGGGAUUUUUGGUUUUUAAAGUGAGCUAAAACUCUGAUUUGACAAAAGUUUUUGCACGUAGUAUGUGUCAGAAUGUGCUUAUGACUAAACUAGCUUUGCAAUGUGUCUUUUAAUUGUAAUGAUAUUUUUGCCCUGUAGGUGGCAACGGUUGAUAAAUAAUAAAACAUAUCCUGUAUAGUCUGUGCCCACUAGAGGACACUAAGGACAUGUCUGUGAAGGAUAUAUGUUGACAGGAGCUCCAGUAUGUAUGUCCUCCUGCUCUGUGUCAGAGGCAUAUAGAGAUGAAUAUUUCAGGCUGGGGAAUCACAUUACUGAAACACAAAUUUCCCUCAGAAUUACCUGCUCUCCUUAACUCUCCAAUGAAAAUGGGUUUGGCUUGUUCUAUGGUUAUUCAUCAGGUUUGAUGGCUUUGCCUAAUAACGCGAUAUGUGGGUGUGUGGAAGGAAGGCGUAAUGAACAGGCAGGUAAUGACUUAUUUGACCAUUUGGCUUCUCACAUCUGAAUCUGUGCAACUUUCAUUAUUAUAGCUGGAUUGACUCUGUUUUGCAUUGACAUCACUCAGAGGGGAAGUGUUUCCUCUUAUCACAAGCUAAUGUGAGCAGAGAGGUGCCUCUUUUUCCAUCACACCGCCGAUGACCCUUUAUGUUGUCCUGGCCAGGCAAUGUAGCGUGAAAAAGGUGUGUGUGUGUGUGUGUGUGUGUCUAACGAGUCCACCAUCCACAUCCCACUGUCAUUAAGCUGCUCCAAGUGCAGGAGCUGAGUCCCAUCCCUGCGCUGGGAUGGACGGCAGCCAUGCGGCUCCCAGAUGAACAUUAAAGAGGCAGCAGAGAACUAAAAUGGGACGUCUCACCCUGUUUUGCCCCUCCGCUUUUUUAUUCCACAGAUGAGUGCAGAUAAUUUUCUGUGCGAUUGUGAGUGAUUACUGUAUUACUGCGGUAAAAGGGGGAUGUAUCUGGGAAUGCAGAGGGAAUUAAUGACACAUAAAAACUAUUUUUGUAUUGACUGCUUUCGUCUCCAGGGCCUUGAAUGCCUCUUCGCACAUCUUGUGAUUACCUAAACGUAUUGUAAAUAUGUGUUUCCUAUGGGCUCUUACAUAAAUUUACAUGUUUUAACACUCAGGAGACGGCAGACUGUUAGAGAUGAGUUACUCUCUAUUCUGCCUGUCUAUAGACUCCACCGGCUGUCUGUUUUAUUAUUGAAUUAGCCAAUGAACCGCUGUGCGUUUGUGUGCCUGUGUAUAAGCCUGUGUUAGGGAGACAUAUGCUGUGUAUUAGAAAGAUGAAUAUUAUGGAUUUAACUACACAGCCAUGCUUCUGUUGUGUUUUCAAAUAAAAUUUAAAUCUUGCAUUUUAGCUAAUAAACAUGCAAAACACUG